AUGGCGACGGGAUCCAUGGAGACGGCCAUCAUGAGCGAUCCAACGAUCAAGCUCCCCGACGACCUCCUGGUCGAGAUCAUCUCGCGCGUGCCGUUCAAGUCCACCCGCUGCUGCAAGUGCGUCUCCACGCGCUGGCGGGACCUCAUCUCCCACCCCGACCACCGCGACAAGCUUCCCCGGUCGACCCUCGCCGGCUUCUUCUGCAAAAACCGCGGCAUGGACUGCGAUCCACGUUUUCAUGAUGUUUACCACAGCGUCUCGGGGGAUUGGUGCCCUUUUGACGAUUCCCUCUCGUUGCUACCUGAAUACGAGGAGCUUGAUAUCUUGGACUGCUGCAACGGCCUCCUCCUCUGUCUAUGUUCGCAGCCUUAUGCCGAGAAACCGGAUUAUGUGGUGUGCAAUCCUGCCACUGAGAAAUGGGUAACCUUCCCUGCCAACCGGAUUGUGUCGUUUGCUCGCCUGGGAUUCGACACUGCCGUCUCCUCCCAUUUCCAUGUGUUUGAGUUGGUACCUAUCAAUUCAAAGGUGGACAUGAUUAUAGGAUCGAAGAGGUGGGGAUCUACUCUUCCAAAGCUGGAGGGAAAUUGUAGGAUCAUUCCUCUUCCUACUUCUCAUGAUGCUCCUAUUGUUCCUAAUGUCUAUGUAUCACGGGGACAAUUGUAUCUCACAAAUAGGGGUGCUUCUGAACUAUCAAUCUGGGUUCUUGAAGACUCUAGUAGUGAAGAUUGUUGGACCUUGAAGCUCAAUGUUAGCUACUUGCAACUGUUUGGAGAAGGGUAUUCAAGCCGCAUGCCAUAUUAUGGUGUUAUCUCAGCGCACCCAGAACACAAUAUGGCAUUCGUAACCAUAGGACUGAGGUCGGGGUUCCAAGAGCUUGUGAAGUUAUUUUCAUACGACGUGGAUUCUAGGGAGCUGUGUUUCGUAUCUGAUCUUGGCUGGUAUGUCGGGCGGGCUUAUCUUUCAUAUGUUCCUUUGUUCUCGGAGUCAUUAGCAGAUGGGCACUAA
This is a messenger RNA of Triticum turgidum subsp. durum (durum wheat), 1005 nucleotides long. NCBI's taxonomy places the organism in Eukaryota, Viridiplantae, Streptophyta, Magnoliopsida, Poales, Poaceae. The record is from the annotation of a GenBank genome assembly.